AUGAGUAAUGAUUUACGACAGAUUAAUAAGAACUUUAGGGCUUUUGAUGUGUUGGUGAAGCAGCAAGUGAAAUUAAGUAAGAGUAAGAAUGAAUCAGAAUUUAACCAAAGUAAAAAAUCCCUCCUCAACUCUUUCAAAUCCCUAAAAGAAAAGUGUGAGGAUGAAAGUGGAGCUGGAUUUUUCUACGGCUCCUGCAUCGGCCUUGAUGGUUCCCAAUCCCAAUUCUCCACUCGGAAAUUAAAACAAUUAGAUAAACUAAACACAGAGGCCACCCAACUAACUGAAGAUUGGAAAAAUGAAAAAAACCCGAUAAAAAAAGCUAAAUUAUUUGCUCUUCUUAGUCAAAAAAAUCAAGAAAUCAAAAGACUAAGAGAAGAAUUGAAAACUGACCCUACCUUUGCUAUUUUUACUCAGGAGAAAAGCGAUGAGUUGGCUAAUAUUGUGAAGAAUAUUUUUCAAGGGAAUGCUAGUUUUUUUAGUUGGAAGAAGGAAGGGGAUAAGGGUAAAAAUAACGAAGGUUCGCAAUCAAAGAAAUAUUUAGGUUUUAUCCCCCAUGAGACCGGCAAAAAUGCUUUGGAGCAUAAGGAGGCACAGAUUAAAGCCACUCGCGGCUGGGAGGCCGACAGUAGUCAUUAUAAUAUACAGAGCCGUCCCGAGGUUAAUGAUUGCAUGGAAGUCGAAGGAGUAGAUGAACCGAACUCUUUUCCCGGAAAGUUACUUUUCUCUCCAGAAAUCACUAAUUUUUUUAAAGAUAUUCUACAAGACAUCGAAGAUCUAGUCAGAUUUGGCGAAGUUAACCCAGAACUAGACGAAAAACAAGAUGGCAAUCAUCUUCACUUCAAAAGACGCAAUAUGGUUAUGUAUGGGGCUCCUGAUCCUAAUAAUCCUAAUUAUGAAUUAUUACAAGAAAUUGAAAGGAAGCCACCUUGUAUUAUUCAGAUUGAUGGUUCGACCUUAGCGACUGGCGGAAAAGCUAUGCCUGGUGGCGGUCAGCCUGAUUCUUAUCAAAAAUUAGUGGCUAUUAUUAAAAAGGCUAAAGAGGAAUAUUAUGGCGAUCCUUAUAGCAAAAAACCUUAUAUUGUUUUCGUGGAAGAAGCUGACCAAGGACUUAACGUUAUGACCUCGGAAUUAAAAGGGGAAGCCCAAGAUAAAAAUAGUUGCAUUAUUAUUGCGACUAACAAUCAUGAGAUAAUUGACCCCGCUUUAUUUCGUCGCGAUAAUAAUCCCGAACCUGAGGAAUUAUAUAAAGUAUGUACUAAGAUUGGUUUUGAUGUAGCCAAGACGGAAUUGGCUAAGAAUUUACCGACUAUAGUUAAUUCUUGGCAAAGACUAAACGAAAAAGAACGAAAAACUAAGGAACAAGAAUUAGAUUAUCUUAAUAACGCCAAGAAAAUUCAGAGAUACGAUUAUGGUCAUGCUUAUCGGAUGGAGGAGUUGCAGAGAGCUUUAAUAAGCAACUUAUGUAAUAAUUUAAUUGCUUUCAAAAAUGCCCUAGAAAAUAGGUUAAGUGAAAUAAGGGGAGAAUUAGCGGCUAAUUUUCAAGAGAUAAGUCAGUUGCGGGGAGAUUUAACAGUUCUAAAAGCCGAAUUGAAGCAAGCCGAGCAAAAUGUUGAAAAUAUUAAGAAUGAGACCAAUAUGAUUAUUGAACGACUAACUAACCAAAUGAAUUUAAAUAAUCAAAAUAUUGCCCGUGAUUUAAGUAGCGGCAUCAGUAGUUUGCAGUCCCAGAUUAAAAAAUUGACCGGGGUUAGCGAACAAUUGGCUAGUAAAAUUAGUAGUAGCACUAGUUCUUCCAGUAGUGGCGGGGUUUCGGUGGAAGAAUAUAAUCAGUCGGUUCGUAAGUAUAAUAGUCUACAAAGUAAGAUUAGUCAACAUUUAGAUAGAAUUACCAGUUACUUAAACAAUAAUCGAGGCAAUAUUGAUAUAAAUCAGUACUUACUAAACGCUAAACAAGCAGGGGAAGCAUUGGAAUUAUUAUCUAGUCUAGAAGAUAAUAGUGUCGAUCUUGUUUUUUUAGAUCCCCAAUACGAAAAAGUGGCUAAUGUAUUGAAAUUGGCUUAUCCUUUAUAUCCCCAAAGUGAUUACCAAAUAAUGAGAAUAAUUGAGCAGGAGAAUCAAUUAGCCGUUAGCCAAAAAAAGCAUCCUCAUCAGAAACCAAAAGGACUAAUAAAAGCUCUGGUAGAAGCUACCACGAUAGCAGGAGAUUUAAUUGUUGAUCCAUGUGCAGGGAGUUUUAUUGUGUUGGAAGUUUGUAGGGAGUUAGGGAGAGAUUAUUUAGGGUGUGAUUUGACUUUUCAAGAAAUGGAAAAAUUUCUGGCCUCCUAA
Messenger RNA from Racocetra persica, 2325 nucleotides. The record is from the annotation of a GenBank genome assembly. NCBI's taxonomy places the organism in Eukaryota, Fungi, Glomeromycota, Glomeromycetes, Diversisporales, Gigasporaceae.